Hipposideros armiger (great roundleaf bat) is the source of this 3577-nucleotide messenger RNA. It is a transcript of the gene CHPF2, whose product is annotated as chondroitin polymerizing factor 2. The transcript is spliced from 4 exons. The record is from RefSeq and is a predicted model, not a curated record. Bases 1125 to 3437 code for a protein of 770 amino acids. Gene Ontology annotation, molecular function: glucuronosyl-N-acetylgalactosaminyl-proteoglycan 4-beta-N-acetylgalactosaminyltransferase activity. Gene Ontology annotation, cellular component: Golgi cisterna membrane. Lineage: Eukaryota; Metazoa; Chordata; Mammalia; Chiroptera; Hipposideridae.
UUCCGUGACGCAGCCAGUGUUAUUUCUGUUUCGAGACCAACGGCCGAAAGUCCCCGUGAGCCGCCUUGCCAGGACCAGAAUUGGUCUUGGGCCGCUGAGGUAGCGCAGGGACGCCUCGCCUGGCGACGGUCACACAGCUGAGCCUCCGCUUUUCUCCCCAGGAUCCCUGCGUGGCCUCUGGCUGCUUGUCGUCCUCAAGGCUGGGUUGGGUUGGGUGGGUUUGGGUACCCGGGCCCUGGUAACACCAGACACCGGAUCGCUGUGACACAGCCCGAGUUACGGUCAUUUGCCUCCUUCCUGUCUCUUCUCUGAGGGAGCCACGUGGGCAGCACCAACCUCUCAGCUGGUGGGAUUGGGAGAAGAACGCCAGGCCAAGUGGCUCCAUCAGCCGUCGUGCUCCUCUGAGAGGCUCUCAGUGCUGAGUCACCAUACCUGCCCACCGCAUUGGGGUGGGCACAACAGCCGUGCGCCAUGCCAGCGGCUCCUGACCGCUCCUGACUGGAAGGAGGGGUUACUCCAGCCCUGUUUCCCUGCCACUUGGCAGUGGAGGAGAAAGAGGCCCUGAUCCCUGCCCGCGUGCCGGCCUACGGCAGCCGGUCAGCAGCUCCUUCGGUAAACGGAGUGAGAACCGCGCCUGAGCCCCGCGCUCUUGGGAAAGGCCUACCCAGGCAGGCGCCUCUGGCGGGGGCCCCUGCUCGGAUGGAGCACGUGCUUUGCCGCUCACCCCUCCUGGAUCCCUGGCUGCUGGUUCUCCACUUAGAGCCAGUCUGCAGAGGUGUGUAGUCCUUUCUGGAUGAGGUUUGGCAGGAUUGAGUUUUGCUUCCUCCCGUUUCUACUGGAAGACAGGCCGCAAUCCAUUAGUGGGUGAAAUUGAGUCUAAUACGUAUCACCAUUCGGACUGAGGGUCAGAUCUUGCACCUGGACAACUGAAGACCAGGCAGACAGGAUUGCAGAAGGGACAGUCCAGCUUCCUGGGGAUGUUGGGCCUGGAGGCAACCACGCCUUGCUCUGUUGCUGGCCGCCUUGACCCCAGGCUCCCUGCUUAAAACUGCAGUUCGACUGCUGGCCUGACUGAUCCUUGAGGCUGUGCCCUCUGGGGCACGCACACGGCACGGCCUGCCACCAUGCGACUGAGCUCCGUGUUGGCUGUGCUGCGGCCAGCGCUGCCCCUCAUCCUCGGGCUGUCUCUGGGAUGCAGCCUGAGCCUCUUGCGGGUUUCCUGGAUCCAGGGUGAGGGAGAAGAUCCCUGCGUGGAGGCUGUGGGGGAACCGGGGGGGCCGCAGGACUCCAGAGCUCGGCUGGACCAAAGCGAUGAAGACUUCAAACCCCGGAUUGUCCCCUACUACAGGGAUCCCAGCAAGCCCUACAAGAAGGUGCUCAGGACCCGGUACAUCCAGACAGAGCUGGGCUCUCGUGAGCGGCUGCUGGUGGCUGUCCUGACUUCCCGGGCCACACUGUCCACUCUGGCUGUGGCUGUGAACCGCACAGUGGCCCACCACUUCCCUCGUUUGCUCUACUUCACUGGGCAGCGAGGGGCCCGGGUGCCGGCGGGGAUGCAGGUGGUGUCACAUGGGGACGAGCGGCCAGCCUGGCUCAUGUCCGAGACCCUGCGCCACCUUCACUCACACUUCGGAGCCGACUACGACUGGUUCUUCAUCAUGCAGGACGACACAUACGUGCAGGCCCCCCGCCUGGCAGCCCUUGCCGGCCACCUGAGCAUCAACCAAGACCUGUACUUGGGCCGUGCAGAGGAGUUCAUUGGCGCCGGCGAGCAGGCUCGGUACUGCCACGGGGGCUUUGGCUACCUGUUGUCACGGAGCCUCCUGCUUCGAUUGCGGCCACAUCUGGAUGGCUGCCGAGGAGACAUUCUCAGCGCCCGUCCUGACGAGUGGCUUGGCCGCUGCCUCAUCGACUCUCUGGGUAUCGGCUGUGUCUCACAGCACCAGGGGCAGCAGUAUCGCUCCUUUGAACUGGCCAAGAAUAGAGACCCCGAGAAGGAGGGGAGCCCGGCCUUCCUGAGUGCCUUCGCAGUGCACCCUGUCUCCGAGGGGAUCCUCAUGUACCGGCUGCACAAGCGCUUCAGCGCUCUGGAGCUGGAGCGGGCGUACAGCGAGAUAGAACAGCUGCAGGCUCAGAUCCGGAACCUGACCGUGCUGACUCCUGAGGGGGAGGCAGGGCUGAGCUGGCCUGUGGGGCUCCCUGCCCCGUUCACACCGCACUCUCGUUUUGAGGUGCUAGGCUGGGACUACUUCACAGAGCAGCACACCUUCUCCUGUGCAGACGGGGCCCCCAAGUGCCCACUGCAAGGGGCUAGCCGGGCAGAUGUGGGCGACGCCGUGGAGACGGCCGUGGAGCAGCUCAAUCGGCGCUAUCAGCCCCGCCUGCGCUUCCAGAAGCAGCGGCUGCUCAACGGCUACCGGCGCUUCGACCCAGCACGGGGCAUGGAGUACACGCUGGACCUGCUGCUGGAGGCCGUCACGCAGCGUGGGCACCGGCGGGCCCUGGCUCGCAGGGUCAGCCUGCUGCGGCCCCUGAGCCGGGUAGAAAUCCUACCUAUGCCCUAUGUCACGGAGGCCACCCGCGUGCAGCUUGUGCUGCCACUCCUGGUGGCCGAAGCCGCCGUGGCCCCUGCGUUCCUCGAGGCCUUUGCGGCCAGCGUUCUGGAGCCACGAGAGCACGCGUUGCUCACCCUGUUGCUGGUCUAUGGGCCGCGGGAAGGUGGCCGAGGGGCCCUGGACCCAUUUCUCGGGGUGAAGGCUGCAGCGGCUGAGUUAGAGCGACGGUACCCUGGGACGAGGCUGGCCUGGCUCGCCGUGCGAGCAGAGGCGCCUUCCCAGGUGCGGCUCAUGGACGUGGUCUCCAAGAAGCACCCGGUGGACACGCUUUUCUUCCUCACCACCGUGUGGACCCGGCCUGGGCCCGAAGUCCUGAACCGCUGCCGCAUGAAUGCCAUCUCCGGCUGGCAGGCCUUCUUUCCAGUCCACUUCCAGGAGUUCAACCCUGCCCUGGCGCCACAGAGGUCUCCUCCAGGGCCCCCAGGGGCUGGCCCUGACCCCCCAUCCCCUCCUGGUGCUGACCCUUCCCGGGGGGCUCCCGGGGGAGGCAGGUUUGACCGCCACGCGUCCGCAGAGGGCUGCUUCUACAAUGCCGACUACCUGGCGGCCCGCGCCCGGCUGGCUGCUGAACUGGCAGGCCAGGAAGAGGAGGAAGCCCUGGAGGGGCUGGAGGUGAUGGAUGUGUUCCUCCGGUUCUCAGGGCUCCACCUCUUCCGGGCCGUGGAGCCAGGGCUGGUGCAGAAGUUCUCUCUGCGGGACUGCAGCCCUCGGCUCAGCGAGGAGCUCUACCACCGCUGCCGCCUCAGCAACCUGGAGGGGCUGGGGGGCCGCGCCCAGCUGGCCAUGGCGCUGUUUGAGCAGGAGCAGGCCAACAGCACCUAGCCCGCCCAGGCCCCGCACUGCGCACACUUCCCUUCGCUGCCUCAGCCCCGGGAGGGCGAGGCAAGAUGGACCGACAGAUGGAGAGCUUGUUGCUGUAUUUUUUUAAUAAGAAAAUGUUAUUAAAAGUGUCUUCUGCCAAA